This is a messenger RNA of Coniophora puteana RWD-64-598 SS2, 1205 nucleotides long. RefSeq lists its product as uncharacterized. Gene Ontology annotation, cellular component: ribosome; mitochondrial small ribosomal subunit. The record is from RefSeq and is a predicted model, not a curated record. Gene Ontology annotation, molecular function: structural constituent of ribosome; RNA binding. The transcript is spliced from 3 exons. Bases 38 to 1141 code for a protein of 367 amino acids. Gene Ontology annotation, biological process: translation. Lineage: Eukaryota; Fungi; Basidiomycota; Agaricomycetes; Boletales; Coniophoraceae.
CCGCUGCAGCUGCAAGUAACGCGUCUGUGCUGGUACAAUGCGGGGCCUACAACUCCUUGCCCGUCCCGCAAUACGCGGUUACGCGUCCACUGCCCGCCCCUACGUUCCCCCCGCCCAGCUCGCCAACGUCGCCCCGGCCUCGGCGCCUCAAAAACCUCGCCCCGAGUCUCCCUCGUUCUUCACGGUCCGGCCAGCAUACUACGACCAACUCUAUGAGCUCAACCAGGCCCUUUCCCUCUCCAGGCGCGCCCUCAGGUCCCAAUGCCUCCUCCCCCUCCCUCCCUUUGCCCGAGAUGCUCUUCGCCCGAUGCCGUCCAUGUGGCGAACGCGGGGCGACCUCUCGGACGUUAUGAGCACCCCUCUCUCCAACACCCGCUACAAGAGCAUCACCAGCGUCCUCGACCAGCUGCAUGAAUGUCGCCGAAUUGCCUGGACAGCCGGCUCUCUUGAGCUCGCCGUGGGCAUCUCGGACGUCCUCACCUCCUUCGAGCAUCGUAACCUCGACGCGGUGACCAACCGCAAGCGCAAGGAGCGCCCUCUUGACGAGCACGGCCGCAGUUACACCGUCGGGCGUAGAAAGACAAGCUCAGCCCGUGUGUGGAUGAUUCCCGUUCAACACGAUGCCUCCGCCUCCACGUCAGCACCAGCGUCUGAAACUGUUGCUCCUCCUCCUACACCAGCCCAGGCAUCUGUGAAUAACGACAUCGACGCCCUCUUCGGCUCCUCCGCCGACCGCACCUCCGAACCCGCCUCUACAGCCCUCGCUGCCGCACCCAUCUUGUCCUCCCCAGCACAGAGCGCACCCCCAGUCAAGCUCGCCGAGGUCCUCGUGAAUAAUAUCCCCAUCCACGAGUACUUCCAGAACCCUACCGACCGUGCCCGCAUCGUCCGGCCCCUCACGCUCACCGGCAGUCUCCCCGCAUACAACAUCUUCGCCAUCGUUCGUGGAGGCGGUCUGUCUGGCCAGAGCGGUGCCAUUGCGCACGCCAUCUCCAAGGGCAUUGUAGUGCACGACGCGCGGCAGGAAAUCAAGGAUAUCCUCAAGAAAGCUAAACUGCUUAGACGUGAUCCUCGUAUGGUUGAGAGGAAGAAGACUGGCCUUGAGAAGGCUCGCAAGCGCCGUGCUUGGGUCAGACGUUAACGUCCUUCAGCUGCCUACUUUCCAAUGGGUUUACUCUUGCAUAUCUACGUUUACGCUAUCAUCA